AUGCAAAAAUCACAAAUCUACCUUGAUCUCAAAUAUGACUCGGGUGCUAAAACAUACCAAUGGGCCGACAAUACCGAUGUCUCACAAUAUAGGCAUUUCGAUGACAAGGCUAAGCUGGACGGGUCCCUAAAAUAUGUUACCGUUCCCACCGGUAAUGACUUUAAAAUGACCUGGAUGACCACUAAUGAUCAACAGGAGAACUUGAUUGUUUGCCAAAAGAACCCGGUUACCCUAGAUCUCCAUGAAGCACCUACAUGUCCAAAAGGGUGGACAGUCCUACCAUCGGGCAAAUGCUACUAUAAUACCCGUAUAAUAGCGGAGUCCGUAAAUGAGGCAGCACAAUUUUGCCACUCAUUUGACACCAACUCAACCCUUCUAGUGAUACACAAUAAGGCCGAGUGGGAUGAGCUUGGUAACCUAUUCAAAAAUGUGCCUGACCUCCUAAACGUAUACAUCGCACUCAAAUGGGACGGUAGUCAAUACAAAUGGGACGACAGCACCGGUAUUGAACACUACCACCACUGGAAUGACACUGCCAAAAUUGACCCUGAUAAAUGGAUUUAUAAGUGA
Molecule: messenger RNA, 570 nt
Organism: Oppiella nova
Lineage: Eukaryota; Metazoa; Arthropoda; Arachnida; Sarcoptiformes; Oppiidae
Source: the annotation of a GenBank genome assembly